This is a messenger RNA of Beta vulgaris subsp. vulgaris (sugar beet), 1111 nucleotides long. RefSeq lists its product as hypothetical. The record is from RefSeq and is a predicted model, not a curated record. Bases 81 to 719 code for a protein of 212 amino acids. NCBI's taxonomy places the organism in Eukaryota, Viridiplantae, Streptophyta, Magnoliopsida, Caryophyllales, Amaranthaceae. The transcript is spliced from 2 exons.
CUUCUUCAAACUACAUAUAUACACAUACAUAUCAAUAAAAGCUACAUAAACAUAUUAUUUUAUUACAACUUACACCAAAAAUGUCUCAUUGGUCAGCUGAAAAUGCUACUAAAGCUUACCUUAGAACCAUAAAAAUGGGUAAAAGAGGUAAAGAGCCUGAUGUAGCAGAGUUCAUAUCAGCUUUAGCAGGAGGAAACAAUGCUCAACUCAUGGUGGAGGUUUGUGGUUCCACUGCAGGCUCAAAUACCUUAGCCUUAGUGGCUGCAGCCCACCAGACUGGCGGACGAGUCGUCUGCAUCUUGCCCAGCCAAAAAGAGCUACGUACCUCGAAAUUCGAGUUGAUGUCACGUUAUGUAAAUCGUAUAGAAUUUGUGACAGGUGAUGCACUCUCGUUGUUGAGUAAUGAGUAUAAGAGUGCAGAUUUCGUGACAGUUGAUUGCAAUAUCAACUGUCACGAAAUGAUUUUUAAAGAAGCUCAAAAUGGAGGAAUUGUUGUAGGGUACAAUGCACAACAUUUAGUGCCAUCAAGUAAUGAAUUAGGGGGACAUUUUUUACCCAUUGGAGAAGGAUUAUUGGUAAGCAAAGUGCCUAAACGUCAUGAUUUUAGAUCAAGUUACAAUGGAAAAAGGAGUAAAUGGAUAGUAAAGGUGGAUAAAUGUACAGGGGAAGAGCAUGUGUUUAGGAUUACUUGCCCUCAACAGAAAAUAAUUCAAGCUUAGAGGUCGAGUGAUAUCUAUUGUUGUAGUACUACUUCUUUCGGAGUUUUAAAUGCAACAAAUGGGUAUUAUUUGUGAGAUAUAAUUAAUAUUUGUUUGUUGCAUUUAAAACGAAACGGAUGAAGUAUAUUAAGAUGUAAAUAUAUAUGAUCUUCAAGUACUUUGUAAUUUGUGACGCACAUCUAGCUUUGUUGUUUUUGUAGAAGUUUAGAUGUUUGCUACUAUGUAUAAGUUGAAUUAGGGCCUAGGGAUGAAGAGGGACAAACUAAUGUGGCAUUCCUAAAGUCCUCUUUUGCAUAUUUGUAUUAGUUUCAAUAGAUUUUGUAUGUCUAAAACUGGCAUAUUUUUAGAGAUUACCAUCUAUCAACUAAUGAAGUUUCGUUGCAUUUGCAAAA